Messenger RNA from Arabidopsis arenosa, 2747 nucleotides. Lineage: Eukaryota; Viridiplantae; Streptophyta; Magnoliopsida; Brassicales; Brassicaceae. The record is from the annotation of a GenBank genome assembly.
GAUAAUUAGCAGAGUUCGUUAGGAUUGAGAGUGAUUUGCUGUUUUGGAAUCAUAAAGUUUGCGUUUUUAUUGGUUUAAAACUAGCUUUGAAAGAGUUAUUGCAGAGAAAAGUAUGGGAUCGAGAGGAAUUAUCAACGAUAAGUGGUCAAUGAGGAUUCUUUGGGGUUGUGCUAUCGGAAGUGCAAUUGGUUUAUACAUGGUUGCUGUAGAAAGACAAACUCAGAACAGGGCUCGUGCUAUGGCUGAGGGUUUGAGAGCUGCUGAGUCACAAGCAAGGCGUCUUGCGUUUACGGGAUGUGUUAUUCUAUUAAGUAAAAGUCUUCCUUCCUAUAAAAGCAUGAGGGAUCAUUUAUCCGAAAUUUCAACUUUCGCACGCAGGAUUCUGAAGGAUCUCCCUAUGAUGGAGCCAAGUAAGCUAGAUCUUGACCAUGAAAUGAUGCCUGGGAUGGUUGUGCUACACCCAGAUCAUGAGACCAUGGCGAGUGAACUGGAAGAGGAAGAUCCUGACCACACAACUAAGCCUAUGGGAUAUGGUGUAGGUAGGGGCUACGGAAGUGGUGGGUCUGGUGUUGGCUAUGGCGUUGGAAUUGGCUCUAGUGGAGGCAGUGGCUUUGGGGAAGGAAUUGGUUCUAGUGGAGGCAUUGGCUUUGGAGAAGGUAUUGGCAUUGGAGAAGGAAUAGGAUCCGGGUCUGCCCAACCCAAUUGCGGUCCUGUCUCGGGAGCUCCAGGCGAAGGGAUUGGUAUCGGAAUAGGACAGGGCUCUAGUGGUGGACCCGGUGUAGUUGUCCCAGGCGCAACAAUCCCUCCCAUAGUAGUUCCAGGCGCACAGAUUCCCGGUUUUACGAUUCCAGGUAUCACAGUUCCUGGCUACGGUUCUGGCUGCCAAACAGGUGGCUGCAAUCCGAACCCACCACACUACUAUAUCCCACCAAGAUGUCCACAUUGUCCACCUUUCACAUCAGGAGAAGACAAGCACAUGGAUGUACCUACUGAGGUAUAUCAAUGUUUGGAAACGACCGGAGAAGGUGAAAACUGGUGGGAGGCUGUUGAUUUGCAGAAGUUGAUUUUGGCUCAUAAUGACAUUGAGGUUUUAAGGGAAGAUCUGAAGAAUCUUGCCUGUUUGGUUGUGUUAAAUGUCAGUCACAAUAAUCUCUCUCAACUUCCAGCAGCUAUUGGGGAGCUUACUGCGAUGAAGUCUUUGGAUGUGUCAUUUAACUCUAUAUCAGAACUUCCUGAACAAAUUGGUUCAGCAAUUUCUCUUGUCAAGCUUGACUGUUCAAGCAAUCGGCUUAAAGAAUUGCCAGAAUCUAUUGGGAGAUGUUUAGACUUAUCCGAUUUGAAGGCCUCAAAUAAUCAAAUUUCCAGUUUGCCAGAAGACAUGGUGAACUGUUCGAAGUUAUCUAAACUGGAUGUGGAGGGAAACAAGCUCACAGCUCUCUCUGAGAACCACAUAGCAUCAUGGACCAUGCUUACAGAACUUAAUGCAUCGAAGAAUAUGCUGAGUGGUCUGCCACAAAAUAUCGGAAGCCUUUCACGUCUUAUUAGGCUUGACCUUCAUCAGAACAAAAUCUCGUCUGUUCCACCAUCAAUAGGCGGUUGCUCCUCUCUUGUGGAGUUCUAUUUGGGAAUUAACUCGCUAUCAACAUUACCAGCCGAGAUUGGAGAUCUAUCACGUCUAGGAACAUUGGAUCUUCGUUCUAAUCAGCUCAAGGAAUAUCCAGUUGGGGCAUGUAAAUUGAAGCUCUCGUACCUAGAUCUUUCAAAUAAUUCCUUGACAGGAUUGCAUCCUGAGCUUGGAAACAUGACUACUCUGAGAAAGCUUGUGCUUGUUGGCAAUCCUUUGAGAACCCUUAGAAGCUCAUUAGUAAAUGGUCCUACAGCUGCUCUAUUGAAGUAUCUUAGGAGCCGCCUUUCUAAUAGUGAAGAAACAAGUGCAAGCACUCCAACAAAGGAAAAUGUAAUUGCUUCAGCAGCUCGUAUGUCCAUUUCAUCAAAGGAACUUUCUCUGGAAGGUCUCAACUUGAGUGCUGUCCCUUCAGAAGUUUGGGAAUCUGGUGAGAUCACGAAAGUUAAUCUUUCUAAGAACUCUAUCGAGGAAUUGCCUGCUCAACUUUCCACAUCUGUUUCCCUUCAGACUUUAAUUUUGUCAAGGAACAAGAUUAAAGAUUGGCCUGGUGCAAUCUUGAAGUCACUUUCCAAUCUUGUGUGCUUGAAGUUGGAUAAUAAUCCCCUGACGCAGAUUCCACGGGAUGGGUUUCAAGCAGUCUCUGGGCUUCGGAUUCUAGACCUAAGUGGUAAUGCAGUUUCCUUCAGAGAGCAUCCUAAGUUUUGCCACUUGCCACAACUGCAAGAGCUUUAUUUGAGUCGAAUCCAGCUAUCUGAAGUCCCUGAAGAUAUCCUCAACCUAUCUAACCUGAUUAUCCUUGACUUGAACCAGAAUUCACUUCAAUCGAUUCCGAAGAGUAUCAAGAACAUGACUUCACUCAAACAUCUGGACAUAUCCAACAACAACAUUUCGAGUCUUCCUCCAGAACUGGGUUUGCUUGAGCCUACACUUGAGGUUCUACGACUUGACGGGAACCCAUUAAGAAGCAUCAGGAGGCCAAUUCUAGAAAGAGGAACGAAAGUUGUGUUGAACUACCUGAAAGACAGACUUCCAGAUCAGUAGCUUUUACAACAUUAACUUCAAGACCUAUGUUGUUGUUUGUAACAUUUUUGUGUGUGGUUAAUCAAAAAAAAAAAUAUUG